Aspergillus pseudoviridinutans is the source of this 888-nucleotide messenger RNA. Its product is annotated as amidohydrolase family protein. Gene Ontology annotation, cellular component: cytosol; cytoplasm. Gene Ontology annotation, biological process: secondary metabolic process. Lineage: Eukaryota; Fungi; Ascomycota; Eurotiomycetes; Eurotiales; Aspergillaceae. Bases 1 to 888 code for a protein of 295 amino acids. Gene Ontology annotation, molecular function: hydrolase activity; carboxy-lyase activity. The record is from RefSeq and is a predicted model, not a curated record. The transcript is spliced from 2 exons.
AUGCCCGGGAUUCCUGAAUGGUCUGCCGAAGCCCAUAUCGCGCUGAUGGGUAAGCUGAACAUCAAGCGGUCCAUACUAAGCAUCACGUCGCCAGGGACGCAUUUGAAAGCGGGAGACUUUGAGCUCGCGAGACAGGUGACCAAAGAGACGAACGAUGAGAUGGCAGAAACCCAUCGCAGAUUUCCAGACAGAUUCAGCUUCUUCGCAUCCCUUCCCCUCCCCGAUGUGGGCGGCUCUCGACAGGAAAUUGAUCGGGUGCGUGAUAUGGAGGGCUUCUGUGGGUUCGCCUUGAUGACGAACGCACAGGGACACUACCUAGGUGACGAGCUAUACGGACCAGUCUUCGAGAAGCUCAACGAAAGGCCUACUGUUGUCUUCAUCCAUCCCACCAAAUGUUGUUCCAUAGACCAUCCCACGGCCGACAAGCCAUUGCCGCAAUAUCCCACGCCCAUGAUAGAAUAUUUCUUCGACACUACGCGUGCAGUUGUCAAUCUUCUCCUCACACAAACAGUUACUAGAUAUACAAACUUGACUUUCCUCGUCUCUCAUUGCGGUGCUACCCUGCCACCGCUUGUGGAGCGGGUCGCAGCAUUCAGCACUAUCCUUCUCAAAGGGAAUACCAAGCAUUCCAGUGCAGACCUGAAGGAACUUCUCAAAACGCGGUUCUAUUUUGACCUGGCUGGCUUUCCGUUUCCUGAUCUCAUUCAUGGUUACCUCCGAAUGGGAGAUGCAAGUCGACUGGUAUACGGCAGUGACUAUCCGUAUACUCCAGGAGCGGUGGUAGAAAGUCUCGGCAAGGUGAUGGACCAGAACGUCAUGGAAUUGUUCACGGAGGACACUAUGGCAUCUAUAUAUUCUGGGAAUGCAAAGCAGCUUUUCGGUUCCUAA